AUGGCGAAAGGACCAAGAAACGAAGAAAUUGUAUCCUUCUCCUUUUGCACUGCCGUUACCUCCGUAGAACCGCGGCCGUGGUACAGAACAGUGACAGCAAGUUAUCCGUUCAUCUCGGACAGCAGCCGCCAGAAAUACAAGGACGCAGCGAAACUUCCGUGUGACACCUCGUCUUCUCCCCGAAAGAGGAAAUCAAACCGAAACAAAGGUCUGAGCUUUCCGUACCCAAAGGGUAACAUGGCAUCUGAACUGACCCUGCUCACCUUUACGACUGUGGUGGAAAGUGUACGCCUCUUUUUAGGCAAGAAGGGCAAUCUGACUGAGCAGAGCACGACGGUGCUGCUGUCCAUGUUGUUGACCGUCCCGAGUGCCCUAUCCUCCUUUUACUUCCUGCUCUGGCAGACGUACGUGCUUCGCCUGGACAUGCGGUUACGAAGCAAGCCUAAUUUGCGCAUGUGCCCGCUGGAACGCUCGGCAGUACCGCCGCCAAGGUACUCGGGGAAAAUUGACAUUUGGGUGCUCCAAGGUGCUCCAGGACUCGUGUUUCCAUGCUCCAAAUUACACUUCAGGAGUAGCGUCAGAGAGGAUAAAAACACGAUGUGAUAAGAGAGGACGUGAAAGAAUGUAUAUUAUGCAAAAAGUUUGAAGGACUGAGUACAGUGUUUAUUUACGCUUAUGAAAAUCCAACACAAACUGCAUAUAUUCCCCUCCCUACACAUGCCCCAGUUGUCAUCACUAAUUGUGUAGUUGCCUGUGCCAGGUGAUCUCUGGAAAUAAAUAGCUCUACGCAAUA
Messenger RNA from Ornithodoros turicata, 793 nucleotides. RefSeq lists its product as uncharacterized. NCBI's taxonomy places the organism in Eukaryota, Metazoa, Arthropoda, Arachnida, Ixodida, Argasidae. Gene Ontology annotation, cellular component: ciliary transition zone. The transcript has 6 exons. Gene Ontology annotation, biological process: non-motile cilium assembly. The coding region runs from base 1 to 603 and encodes 200 amino acids. The record is from RefSeq and is a predicted model, not a curated record.